Molecule: messenger RNA, 6771 nt
Organism: Paramecium pentaurelia
Lineage: Eukaryota; Ciliophora; Oligohymenophorea; Peniculida; Parameciidae
Source: the annotation of a GenBank genome assembly
AUGAUUUUAGAAUAAGCUGUAUAAUAUAUAUUAACGAUAUAAGUUAUGUGAUGAGAAUGAAUAUACAAGGUUAGAAAAAAUAAGAAUUGGGUGUAAGUAUAUAUCAUCCUAAAUGCCAUUUAUGACAUCUUUUAAUGAUCCAUAAACUAUAAAAUAGUGUAAUAUUUUAAAGUUAUUUUAAGUAAUUUGCUGUUAUCCUUUUUCAAAGAAUAAUGUUGAACUUCUAGUUUCAGCUCUUUUUGAUCGAUUUAGAGAUUUAGACUUUUUCAAUUCAUUUUACAAAGCAAUAAAUGAAAUUUCUCAAUUCCCAGAACAAAAAGUGCUUCUUAGUAAUGCUAGAAGUAUAAAAUAAUCAUCAAGAAAAUCGAUUUUGAGGUAUUUCUAAUUUUAUAUUUUUAGAGGAGCAGGAACAUCAACAGUUCAAUAUUCAAAAUAAUUGAUAGAGAGUCUCAUAAAGGUAAAAUAAUUUGCUUCUCAAUAUCUAUUUUAAUUGUUUCAAUUAGGAUCUGAAUUGGAUAUUAAUUUAGAAGAACAAGCAAAUAUAUUUUUGAAAUUUCUGAGAAACACAAAAGAGGAAGGCUUCAUUACAGAAAUAAUUGAUAUCUUUUAAAAUAUCAAAUAGAACAUAUUCAGAAAUUCUUUAUGGUCAAUCUCCAUUGAAGAUUAAAUUGAAUAGUGUAAUUUAGAUAUGAAAAGAAUUUAGACUUUUAUACAAUCUAGCAUCCUUCAACAGUAACAAGAAUCGAAGUUCCAUAAUAUGAUACUGAUUCAGAGACGGAACAGUCUGAAAUUGAUAUGUAUGAAGUGAUAGAAGAAUGGAUAUGUUCAGAUGAACAAGGUUACAUCAAAUAAUAAAUAGAGUACUUCAGAAAUGAUGUUUAUUUUGAAUUCAUUAUGAAGUUAAUCUUUGAUCCUCUUAAUUCAUAACCAAUACCUUUAUGGGUAUUAGUAAGAAUUUAUAAAAUAGUUUAAAACUCUAAUAAAUGAAAAAGAUGACAUUAAUGAUUAUAGAAUAUGGAAAUCAGAUUCCUAGAAGUUAGAUCCUGUAUACAAUCUUAGAUCAAAAAAAGUGUUAAAGAUUAUCACUAAUGAUAAAAAUUUUGCUAUCAUCACUAAAUAAGUACCUCAAUUGUUGAUGAAAAUAUGUAAAUUAUAAUUCAAUUUAGUUUAUAUGAUUUAUGAAUCUCUUGCAGAUUAUGAGAAAAUAGUUAAUCUGUAACAUAUAGGUUUUUUGAUUGAUUACUUAUUUUUGCAAAGUCCUAAAUCUUGUCUCUAUUAUGUUGUAGAUUUAAAUUUGCUAUUUGCUUUUUCUUAAUACAUUUAUAAUCCUUAUUUAUUAAAUAUUUGUGAAAGUAAUCUUUAUUAAUAUACUAGAGAUGAUGAAUUUAAUUGAUGAUGAAUAUUAAUUAGGUAUGCAUGUUUAAGAAUUAUUUUGGUUAUAUAUCUAAUCUUCUUAAUUAUUUGAUUAUCUAACAUUAAUAAUGACUAACUAAACAGUAGACAGAUCUAAGUAGGAGAGAUCUUAUAAAUCUGAAUAAGCAGUAAUAAAUUAGAUUAAUUUUAGUAUCAUGUUAUUCCCCUAUUGAAGGCUUAAACUAACUUUGAUAAAUUACCUAUAAUUUAAGAAUCAAAUUUAAGUGAGAAAAAAUACUUAACUGAACUUUUAGGUUAAAUUACUCCAGGUAAAACUCCAAAUGAUUUUUAUGGAAUGACUAAAAAUAACUGGCAUUUGUAUGAUGAUAUACCAGAAUAUAUUUCAAGUCAAGAAUUUAAGUUUAAAGAUUUAGAUAAUCUAAAUGAAUUUGUAAAAUAAAGAAAUUAAAAUCAUUCUAAAUUUUAACAUAAUUUUGAUGAAUAAAAAUUUAAAAGAUAAAGAACAAUAGUUUUAACAUAACACAAUUCAGUAAGUCCAUAAAAUAAAGGAUUAUGUGGUUAAAAGUUAAGUGCUAUUGAUAUAGAUAAAUUUGAUGCUAAAUCUACACUUAAUAAAAAUAGUAAAGCCUUACCUCGAUUAAAUUCAGCUACAAAAUAGAAUAAAUGGAUUAAUGUUAAUUAAUAAAAAAAUUAUCUUAGACAGGGAACUCAACAGAAACAAUAAUUGCUUAUGAACACUUCAAUUCGAUUAAGAACUUUUGGUUCUGAUAAGUCUGAUUUUAGUUCUAAUGACGGAUUUUCGAGUAGUCGUUUGAAAACUAUUUAUCCUAGUUAUAAGAUGCAACAAGAGACUAAAUUUGAGAAGGAUUUGUAAUAAAUACAUAAAAAUGAAUCCACAGCUUCUUCUUGUUCUUAAUUAAUAAAGGGAUUGAUUUAAACAGCAUUUCAUUAUUGCUGGAGGAAAAUUAACACUUUAGGAUUAUGCAAAUAAUUAUAUAAAUUAAAUACAGAUUUAGUAUUUUGUUCAAUAAUUACAAAAAAUAAUUUGGAAAGAUUAUUUCAAAUUUAUUUAUCAUCUUUACAUUGUUCAAAUAAUGGAUUAUUAUCUAGUGCUGAUGAAUGUGGGAUGAUUAUUAAUUAAAUAUAUUCCAAUUAUCCUAGACUAAAAUAAUCUAAUUUAAUUGUAGAAAGUUUAAAAACAUGUUUUACAAAUGUUAUUGAUUUUUUAUGUAAGACAAUUGUAAAACUAAAUAAAUAAUAAAAUAAGAUGGGUCAUUAAUAAUUAAAUUUCAAAUAAUUUAUUAUUACUGAUACAAUAUUAUAUGGAUUUUAAAUGUUUGAAUAGAGUAAAUCCUAAAUUUAAUAGAAGAAUCCUUAUUUGUAUUUGAAUGAGACUGUAUUACAUAUUUUAGUAAUUUGGUAUUUCGAUUACAUUUAAUUGAAUAUCCAAUAGGAGUAAUUUAUCAAUUUAUUUAUCCUCAUAAUGACAAGAGCUCCAUAACAUAUAAUUAUGCAUUUAAUUUUUAAAUUAGGAUUCAUCACUUCUCUAUAUAAUUUUUAUUCAAAAUAUAGUAAAAAUGGUAUGAUAUGCACAACAGGUGUAGAAUCAUUUUAUUUACAUUUAACAUUCAUUAUCCAUAUAAUUAAUGAAUCAAUUAAUAAUAGAAAUCUAUCUGUUGUUUAAGUAAGUUUAAAUUAAUUGUAAUCAUGGUAAUCCUUACUACAAAUACUUCCAAAUCCAAACAGUAAGGCAGUUUUAAUAUUGAAUUAGAGAAUGAAAUGUUCUUCAAUUUUUAUACCUACAAGAGUAGCUGUAAAUUAAUUUCAUAGUAUGAAAUCUAUGGAUGGAGAAUAGAUCAUAGUUCCAUAGAAAAUGAUUUUAGAUUCUAUUAAAUAGAAGUAAUAAUUCAAAUAGUUAUAUCUAAUAGAUUAAAUGUGCCUACCGAUCUUAUUGAUAAAAAGAAAGGCUAGAAAUUUCUAAGUUGUGUCAAGGAGAAAGUUGAACAACAAAAAAAAGAUCAUUAAGUAAAGGCUAGAUGAUUGAUAUUAUAUAUUUAUAUAUUAAUUUAUAUGAUACUUGAAUAUGCUGUAAUAAUCUAACUUAAUAAUUAGCUAAAUGAAGAAGAUGAAUAUAAAAGAAUGACAAAUAUUACUAGAGGAUGUCAAUAAUUAGCACAAUAACUGCCAUUUUAUGAAACUUUUUCAAACUCUAAUUUAAUAAGAUAAUGUAUUAUUAAUAUUACUAUUAAGUGUUUUGUUGUUAUCCCUUUUAAGAAGAACCUGUAAAACUAUUGCUGAAUAUUAUGAUGGAAAGAUUUUAAAAUCUAGAGUUCUUAAAUUGUUUACAUAAGGGUUUGAAUGAACUUGCCCUAUUGUAAGAAUAAAAGACUAUGUUAAGUUGUAGAUCAGCUGGGAGAAGAAGAAAAAGUCAAUCAAAGUACUAAAAUAUUAUAUUAGGAUUAUAAAUUGGAUAGGCAUUCGCAAAAAAUGUAAUUGAAAGUUUGGUAAUAUCAAAACAAUUUGGAGUUACCUAUUUAAAACCAAUGUUUCUAUUAGUCUCUAAAUUAAAAUAGUCUUUAGAGAGUAGAUGUGGAAUUUUUAUGUCUUUUCUAUUUAAUACUAGAGAUCAAUAAAUUAUAAAAUUGUUGGUUGAUAUCUUUUAAGAUUGUAAAAAUGAAAUCUUUGGUGCUUGUACUUGGGUCAAUAGAAUUGAAGAUCAAUUUGAACAAUGUAUAGUAUAUUAAUUAUUAAAAAGAUUUCUAUUAAAAUUAAAUAAUAAGAUCUUCCAGUUCAAUUCAAGUCGAUUUAGAUUAACUUAUUGACAAUAGUGAAGCAACUGAAUCUUCUAUAGAAAUUGAUCCAAAUGAAGAAAUAUAAAAAUGGAUAUGUUAAGAUAAUAUUCCUAUUGUCAAUGAAUAAUUAGACUACUUUAGGAGUCCUGAAUAUUUAGAAUUAAUUUUUAAAUACAUUUUCGAUCCAAAUCAUUUAUCUACUAUACAUGAAUGGGUAUUUAUACUUUUAUAUCUACAGUCCCAUCACUAUAGUCAUGUAAAAGUUAAGCAUAAUUAUAAAUCAAGGAAACCUGAUCAAACUUAAGAUAUAGAUUAAUUAUGUCUUAUUCGUUCUUUGAAAACUCUAAAAUUACUGAUUCACGAAAAUAAUUAUACUGUAAUUAGUAAAUUAGUACCAUAAUUCAUUAUAAAAUUAUGUAUAAUUUUAAAUAUUAAUUUAGUUCAUGGCAUUUAUGAUGCUCUAAAUGACAAAGAUAAGAAUGUAGAUCUUAAUUAAAUUACUCUAUUAUUGGAUUCUCUAUUAUAAGUAAAUCGCAGAUAAUCUAUAUUAUUAAUUAUUGAAUUAAAUCUUAUGUUUUAGUUUGUAUCUUUGAUGUAUAAUGAAAAUAUUGAAAUACUUGUGUAAAGUAAAAUGUUUAAACAUAUUGCUUAGAAAUAAUAAUGGAUGAAUAUGAAAUGGGAAAUUAUGUAUUUGAAUAAUUUUGGUAAUAUUUAGAAUGCACUAAUUGGAUAUAAUAUUUUUUAUUUUUGUCUUUGAAAAUGAAAGUAGAUACUUUCAAAGCUAAUAAAAACAAUUAAAGUGAUAAGACAGUAAACAUUACAGGGUUAUUAAAAUCUUAAGUAAAUUUUGAUCGUUUUAAUAAUAAUACUGAAAUUGAUCUUAAUGAAAAGAAGAAACUUACUGAUUUCUUAGGAUAAAUGUAACCAGGUAAGAAUUAUAUAUAAUAAUAUGGAAUGAAUUAAUUAAAUUGGCAUUUAAAUUAAAAUAUACGUGAAUAUUUAUUUGCAAGUGAAGUUGAAGGAAAGGAUAUUGAUAAUCUUAGAUUAUUCAUAAAUGAAAGAUAAAAAUAUCAAUCGAUUGUUUAAAUUUCUAUUAAAGAAAAACAUUUUAUUAAAUAAAUAAUAAAAAAUGAUACAUUACUAAUUAGACCCAAUAGUAGAAGAAAUAUUAAAUAAACUUUGUAAUAAAAGAAUUUAACAAAUCUUUAAAUUGCUUAAACAAUUAAUUAAUUACCAAGAUUAACUAUUGGAAAUCAAGAACUUUAAAAAUGGAUUUAACCUUCAAAGGUUACUAGCAAUAUUAGUAUUGGUCAAAUUUCAAGAAAAAGCCCAAGAUUAUUUCCUGUUAAAACUGAAUAAAGUGUUGAUAUUUCUUCAUUUUAUGAAGGCUUUUCAAGUGGAAGAUUAAAAGGAUUGUAUCCAAGUCCUAAAAUAUCAAUCUAAUCUAGUAGUUUUGAAAGAAAAGCAAUUAAAUAUGCAUCUGAUAUAUCUUUAUUACCAUCCUGUAUAUCUAUCUUGAAAAUUCUUAUUCAAAAUGUUUUUCAAAAUAUGACUAAUUUGACUUAAACAGAUAAAAAAUAACAAUAGCGAAUUAAAAUAGAAUAAGAUUUUAUUUUACCAUAAUUUUUCAAUAAUGAAAUAUUAACAUAAAUAUUUAGAGUCUAUUUAUAUGACAUUAAUAAUAAUGAUAAAUCUAUAUCAGAGAUUUCAUGUGAAUGUGGAUUAAUAAUAAAUUAAAUUUAUUUAAAUUGUCUUUAACAUUCUGAACUUCAUUCAUUUAAAAGAUCUUUGAAAGAUUGUUUUUAUGAAAUUGGAGAUUAUAUUUGUAAAGUAAUUGUAAAAUUGCAUGAUGAUUCAUCUUCGAAAUUUAAACGAUAAUUAUUAAUUACUACUCUUUAAUAAGGUUUAAUGUUAUUUGGUGAAUAAUAAGAUACUCCAAAAAAUGUAUUUAGUUUAAUGAAUGAUACAUUAUUGCAUUUACUUAUAGUUUGGUUUUUUGAUAGUGAUUAAUCCAAUUUAUAUUAAUAAGCAUUUGUAAAGUAUAUUUAAAAAUCUUAUUUUAGAUUAUUUUCAGUAAUCUUUUCGAGAGGUCCUUCAUAUUUGCUUGGUAAUAUACUAUUCAAACUUGGAUUAAUUAGUUCAUUAAAAAAUGCCUACUUUAAUUUUUUUGUAAAUAGUAUUAAAUUUACAAAUGGGGUUGAAAGUUUGUUUUUCUAUGUGAGUGUACUUAUCUACGCAAUAUAAAAAUCAUUAAAUUUAAGAAAAAUAUAGUCAAUUUUAAACAAUUUAGAACCUUUAAAUUCUUGGAAAUCUUUAAAGGAUAUAAAAAUAGAUAAUAAUUCUCAAUUUGUUUAAUAAAUCGAUUUAAUAAUAUUGGAAAAUGAUGGAAGAACUCCUAGAUAAAUAAUUAAAAAGAAAACAAUCACAAUUCCAAAUAAAAAUAUCAUGCAAAGUAGGAAAUCUUAAGUAGUUAUGCUUAAUAGUCAUAAGUAAAUUAUUUAAAUUUAUAAGAUUUUCGAUGUAAUAAACGGCUAAUGAUUUAGUAAAUUUAAUGAAAGCUAAGGAUAAAUUAAUUCUUAAUUAGAAAAGAAGUAUACAUUUUUGA